AUGGGCCAGGAAGCCUCCGCCCCGCGGCCUGGCACUGACCUCCAGGUCAUCGGCGCCUGCCUGCCGAGCACCGGCAACAUCACCCUUUCCCUCGCCCUCGAGAUCCUGCUACGCGGCCCGGUCUACCACGGCGCAACACAGGUCUGCAAGGGCCCGGCAGAGAACAUGGACUCAUGGAUCGCCGUGUUCAAGCGCUGCCCGGUGCGCGACGAACGCGACGCACAGUUCAUCCGCGAUACGAUCGGCCACGUGCUCCGCGGCUACGCGGCGACGACCGACGGGCCGGGAUCCUGCUUCGUCCCCGAGCUCGCGGCCCUGCAUCCGCGCGCCAAGGUCAUCUGCACCGUCACCGAUGCCGACGCGUGGGCGCGCGCGCAGGACCGGCUCGCGGCGCAGAGCUUCGCGUGGUACCUCCGGGUCCUACUCUUGCCGCUGCCCAACGUCCGGCGGUUGCCCGAGUACUUCGACGCCCUGUCCCGGGGCCGAUGGGCCGAGAUGUACCAGGCUCCCGGGGAGGCGGGUCUGCCGUCGAGUCGGCGGAUAUGGGACAAGCACAUGGAGAAUCUGCGGGCGGCGGUGCCGGAGGACAGGCUUGCGUUUUACGAUGUGCGGGAUGGGUGGGGCCCGCUGUGCGAUGCCCUGGGGUGCGAGGUGCCCGACGUGCCGUUUCCAGAGGUUGUCGAUGAUAGUGCGGCCAUCGAGGGGUUUGCUAAGAGCGUGGUGUUUCAGGGCAUGGUGCGAUGGGGUGUGAUACUUGGGGUUGGUGUUGCAGUGAUGGGGUUUUGGCUCAGGUAA
Molecule: messenger RNA, 795 nt
Organism: Thyridium curvatum
Lineage: Eukaryota; Fungi; Ascomycota; Sordariomycetes; Thyridiales; Thyridiaceae
Exons: 1
Coding region: 1-795 (264 amino acids)
Source: RefSeq, a predicted model, not a curated record